This is a messenger RNA of Xenopus tropicalis (tropical clawed frog), 1605 nucleotides long. It is a transcript of the gene cbln2, whose product is annotated as cerebellin 2 precursor. Lineage: Eukaryota; Metazoa; Chordata; Amphibia; Anura; Pipidae. The transcript is spliced from 4 exons. Bases 256 to 924 code for a protein of 222 amino acids. The record is from RefSeq and is a predicted model, not a curated record. Gene Ontology annotation, cellular component: synapse; extracellular region.
CGGAGUUGGCCAAUGCAAAUCUUAUGUCUUGAGAAAGAGCUGGCCCAUCAAUUUAGAAGAACGAUAUCGAGAGAGCGAAUGUCACGUUGGCAACUUAUGAUAUUGAUCGGUGAUGCGAUGCAAUCAGGUUUAAUCCAGCAAGCAAACUGAGAAGAUUCCUGUGAAGGGCAGCCUUAAGGCACAGUUACCCAACACAGUAGGAACCGGCUGGACUGAGAGGGUGCCGGCUGACUGGGUGCCGGUUGCUGUAGCAUCAUGAAUCUAGAGAAGAAUGGAACGGGAGAGAGGGAUGUUGAAGGGAUAAAGCCUCGGAGAUGGGAUAAGAGAUGGAGCCUGUACUUAGUUACUAAACUGGCGCUGUCCAUAGUGCUGAUGCUCUUUGCGCCCCCUCUGGUGAAUGCUCAGAAUGACACUGAACCUAUCGUGCUGGAAGGCAAGUGCCUGGUGGUCUGUGACUCAAACCCGUCUUCUGAUGGAGCCGUCACUUCAUCUUUAGGGAUCUCAGUUCGCUCUGGGAGUGCCAAGGUCGCCUUCUCAGCCAUUAGGAGCACCAACCAUGAACCAUCCGACAUGAGUAAUCGCACCAAUACCAUCUAUUUCGACCAGGUGCUAGUAAACGUUGGGACCCACUUUGACCUUGCCUCCAGCACAUUUGUAGCGCCAAGGAAGGGGAUCUAUAGCUUCAGUUUUCAUGUGGUGAAGGUGUACAACAGGCAAACGAUUCAGGUAAGCCUAAUGCAGAACAACUACCCAGUGAUCUCUGCCUUUGCUGGGGACCAGGAUGUCACCAGAGAAGCAGCCAGUAAUGGAGUUCUUCUGCAUAUGGAAAGAGCUGAUAAAGUCCACCUAAGACUGGAAAGAGGGAACCUCAUGGGAGGUUGGCAAUAUUCCACCUUCUCUGGCUUUUUAGUUUUUCCACUAUAAAAAAAGAAAAAAAAAUAUAAAAAAAACCACCCAAGAGUUCUGGAUUUUGUUUCUUUCCGUGUAGCCAUUAAUGUGGCGGAACAAGACAUCACUUUCAGCAUCCCUCCCCGACUGCCACUAAAGAAGAAUGAAUUCUCUUCUCGCUAAAAUAUUAACUUUGAUAUCGACAUUUUCCCUGGGAAACUGCGCAUCUAAUUAGUUUUAGACGACAGUGAUCUUUAGGAUAAAUGAAAUUAUCGACCCAAGCAAUUUGUACCCGUGAUUGUAAAGUCAAUAUCGGAAUUUAUUGUUGGGAUCAUUGACUCUUUUUCGUUGUCGUUCUGAGACGAAUCCUCGGACCACACAAUUGAUGUCAAGAAUCACAAAAAGAAAUUCACAAUCCAGAAUCAGUGUUCUUGCAAUGCUUUCUUUAGUUUGUGUAUAGCCUUAAGAAACGAAUGGCUUCAGUCUGAGUAAUGUAUAUUUUUGGAUUUCUGGACAUGACUGUGUCAAGAAGUGCUUUAUACACAGAAGCCUAUUUUGCACGAUUGGAAUUACCUAUUUCGUUUUGUGUUGUACGUGUAUCUUGAUAUUUUAUUUCAGGGUGCUGAAGGUGUACAUUAGGUCGGCCAGUGAGAGAAAAUAUAUACCUGUAAAUGAAAAGUAAAGCUUCUCAAUGAAUAACUGUCUAUUAUUUCCAAA